This is a messenger RNA of Diaporthe batatas, 4014 nucleotides long. RefSeq lists its product as uncharacterized. Bases 86 to 3871 code for a protein of 1261 amino acids. Gene Ontology annotation, molecular function: medium-chain fatty acid-CoA ligase activity. The record is from RefSeq and is a predicted model, not a curated record. Lineage: Eukaryota; Fungi; Ascomycota; Sordariomycetes; Diaporthales; Diaporthaceae. The transcript is spliced from 2 exons. Gene Ontology annotation, biological process: fatty acid metabolic process.
CUGGGCCUGUCCUCGAAUCCUUCCAGUUGAAGUUGAACAUAUAUGCAAUUCUUCUUUUUGCUUCUCCUGUUCGACAAGCGCCAACAUGCCAUCCAUUGUGCAGAGGCCCGGGGUGGCUGAAUCACAUGGGCCACGGCUAAGCACGAAACCCAAAUCACUCUGGCAGCUCCUUCAAGAAGGCCUGGAGGUAAACCCAGACGGUCUAGCCCUUGCCUGCCCACAGCAUCGCGGGGACUCCUUGUCUGGACAACAAGAGUUUACCAAUGGCGAUAUUGGUCCCGGAUGGAGCAAGGCACGUAACCAGUUUGAAUGGUCCUAUUCGCAAUUAUCGCAGAAGGCAGAGAGCCUGGCCCACAAAAUCCUGGGACUCGAUCUAGCCGUACAAGGCUUCACGAUUGCACCAUUCUUGACAAGCGGCCCAGAAUGGGCGCUUUGGUUCUGGACGGCAGCCAAGUUGAACAUGCCCAUCGCUGCCGUGGAUCCAAAAGUCCUAUCCGGCCAUGCAGCAACGUCGCCGUCGAAAGACAUACAGGAUGCCUGCAUCAAGGCCCUCCAACCACAAAUUGUCAUUGUGCAUGACGACUUCGCCGCCGUCGCCUACGACGAGGCUAGUGGCCGCAACGACCAGAACCCAGCGCUGAAGAUCAUCGCGGACCGCCAUUCGAGUUUGGCCCGUCCAUUGAGUCUGAGGGCCGACGGCUGGAUAACCCUCCAAGAGCUAAUAUCCUCUCCCGUGUCUGCUUGCGCCAAUGGAAAUCAUGAAGAGUCGGCUGAUGGAGGGGAAGUGCCAGAUCCAGAAGCCAUCGCGCGAAUCCUCUUCACAGGUGGAAGCACGGGAGAUCCCAAAGGCUGCCCCCACUCCCAUGCAAACCUGUCCGCCGAGAGCGAGGGUUUCAAUUCAAUGCGCGGGCUGACACCGGAGUCUCGCACUCUGAUUCAGUCGCCCGCGCAUCACAUCAUGGCAAACGCUGCAGCCCUUCUCAGCUGGCGGGCUGGGGCCGCGGUCAUAUUCCCGUUCAACGGGAACCAGUUCGAUGCGGGACAGUCAAUCAAGGCUAUCGAGACUUACAAGUGCACUUACCUGCCUGUGCAUCACAGCAUGUCGGACGCCAUCCUGCGGCACCCCUCUUUCAACAAGACAGCGGUUAAGUCGGUUCGGUUCAUGCAGAUCGGUGGCGCCUUGAUCGGAUCGGACCUCGCCGCACGAUACAGGGACUCUUUCGGCGUUGCGGAAGAUGGCUCCUCACAGCUUGAGGUGUUCCCCUUCUGGGGCAGCACCGAAGGGAUGUACACGACCGCAUGCGUGAAGGGCGAUGCGCUUGUUACCGACAACCGUGGUGCCGACCAAGUUGACCUCGCAGAGGGCUCGUCUGACCUGUUGUCCGUAGGACGAGCCUACACUGGCGGGCGCGUGAAGGUGGUAGACCCCGAUACGAGGACCACUUUGCCCCGCGGGUAUGGAAGUCAAUGUGUUGGAGAGCUUCACUUUGGCGGCGACACCGUCAUCAAGAAAUACCUUGGUGGUGUGUCGCCCGAGAGCUUCUACACAGAGGAUGGAGUCUUUUGGUUCAAGACCGGCGAUCAGGGCCGCAUGGCCCCGGACGGUUCGAUCUUCAUGCUGGGCCGCUAUAAAGACAUGAUCAAGAGGGGCGGGGAGAACAUAUUCCCACAGCAGCUGGAGUAUACGCUGCAAAGCAUCUGCGCCAUCAGGGCUCAAAUUAUUGGCAUUCCAGACUCCGUCACCGGGGAGGCCUGUGUUGCCGUCGUCGACACAUCGAAGUCCGAGCACUUUUCGAAGUUACAGCUGCAGCUCGAUAUAUCCAAGCAUGUAGGGCCAGAAUUUAUCUUCGUCCAUAUCCUCACGCUGGAAGAAUUAGGCCUGGGUGACUUUCCUGUCGGCCCGGGCGGCAAAGUCCGCAAGCCAGUCUUGAAAAGGUUGGUCCUGGAAUACCUGAACAAGAAAAAACCAACUGGCAAGUUUGUCAAUGGUACAUCCGCAACGGCGAAAUCUGAAAAAAGCCAGGACUACUGGAUCAACUUCGUGAAGUCAAUUUGGGCGGACCUGCUCCAUAUCGACCGCUCCCAGCUCGAAGAUGACUUUCGGCUUGAGCACUUCACGGAUAGCCUCACGGCAAUGAGGUAUUGCUUCGAGGUUGAAAGACUCACCUCGAAACGCUUGACAGUCGAGGACGUCCGUGACUCACCAACUAUCAGAGACCAGGCAAAGCUCAUCUCAAGCGCUAGCAUCGAGACGCACGGGGGUGGCAAGACGGGCACUGAUGUCAAGCAACGGACAGGGCCGCCCACCAUGGCAGAUGUUCUAAUUUGCAGGGGCCAGGAAUCUAAGUUCAGAGAGAUACAGGAACUAGCGAAGCCGGUCCUGGAUCGAAACGGUUGCACCUGGGACCAAGACGUCCUGGAGUGCUACCUCACAACACCUCUGUGGCGCGGCUGCGUGCUACUCCCCCCCACGCGAACUCAUAACCUGCGGUUUGCUUUCGAGGUACAUGGUCUGGAUUAUUCGGAGCUAAGAGAUGCGCUGCUCGAGGUCCUCAAGGUGCAGCCCCUGUUGGUCAGCACAGCGAUCAACCUGAAUAACCAGCUCGUGUUCCUGCAACUACGGCUCAGCGAUCAUCUGCUCGACAGGGUUAUCACAAAAGAGCCGCAAUUCGGCUCCGUGGACACGGCAGUGGAAUAUGGCCUCCAUGAACCAUUCCAGCUCGUCGCUCACCCACCGGAAUUACUCGGUCGCUUCGGCAUCUCACCAAUUUCCGGUGAACAUGAUGGACCAGGACCAGUUCAUGUCGUGACUAUUUCCCUCUCUCAUACCGUAUGUGACGGCAUGACCAAUGCCAUCAUCAUCCCCGAGCUGGAUGCACAGGUGCGUCUACGCCUGGCGAAGAAAGCUGGUGAGGUUGUGUCUCCGCCCCACAUCUCUCCCAGGUUCAUCCCGCACAAACUGCACUGUGACAUGUACGAGUCUCUAGACAACAGCCUCGCUGCCGAGACCUCUAGAAAGGUGAUAGCGUCUCGUUACCGCGGCCUCAGUAAGGAAGCCGUUACCCCGUGGCCGAUGUUUGACCAUGACAACAUAAUGAGCAUCUUCGGCACGGAUGGACACCGAGGGACAGAUGUUUACCACGGCGGUAUCAACAUACAGCGAUCACGAAGAGUGCCAGGCAUCCUUGAGCUGCAGGACAUUCACGGCAUCCCGCCCUCGGUGGCACUGAAGGUAGCCUACGGCCUCGCAAUCAUGCAGAUGACGGGGAAGAAGAUGUCACUGUUCAUGGGCAUCGACGCAGCCCGCCACUGGCCCUUCCAGGACGAGUGGACGCAGACGCAGCUGCCGAACCCGCUCCUCAUCGGUGGCCCGACGGCAGUGCUGACGUGGGAGCGCCUCAAGCUCGAGGACGAGAAGGUCACCCUCCUCGACAUCCUCCGCCAGACGCACGCUGAGGACUUGGAGGUGGCCCCGCACACGCACGUCUUCAACUCCUACGAGGGCAUCUUGGCGCACCUGCCCCCCGAGGACGCUGCUUUCGUCCGGGAGUCGCGCUGCUUCGACCCCAAGAUCGCGCUGAACCACGUCCCUGACGUGGGGCGCUUCACCGGGGCGGACGGGCUGAAGUCGCUCAAGAUCAGAGGGGUGUCUUUCUUUGGCACCGGGUUCACGCCGCUGCAGUCCGGGUUUGACAGCCGGGACCGGGAGGUGUGUGUCAUUGCUGGACUCGUGGAUGACGUGCAGUGGGACGAUCCGGAGAGGGAAGUCGGCGGGUUCGAGGAGAAGAUCCUCAGGACGCUGGGCGAUAUUGUAAAGCCGGAGAACUGGGACGCCACGGCGUUUGGGUUCGCAGAGCCUGUGGAGGAGUGAAUUCGGAUCUUUGGCUGGCUUCAUGAUACGGUGCUGUUCUUCUUCUGAAUUUCUACGAAUGCUGUCAUUCUGUCCACAUGACGAUGAGAGAUCGAAGUAGCUGGUCGCGCCUUGUCCAAUGAAAGGAAUGGUACGACAGCAAA